GACCCGCGUAACACGUGACCAACAACCGAAACAUGGCGGCGUUCUGCUGCGUAACUUCCAGGAAUAAACCCCGGAGCUCCGCUAAGCCCCGCCCACUGCUCCGAGGACUCUGACCUCGUCUUUAGCGCGGAGGAUCAUGGGAACGAGGAGCCCCCGUGUAGAAAAGGGGGAUCGGCCACGGCUGGAUGGACUCUUCCUGCGCAGGUUCCUGAUGCUUCAGACUGUGCUGUUUCCACAAUGGACGUCUGAGAACACCCUGAUGCUGCUGACAUUGCUGGUGGCAGCACUGACAGGGCAGCUAGUGGUUUAUCAGGUUGGCAUUCUGCCCAGUCAGUUCUAUGGCGUGCUGUCGGACCGGGAUCUGGCGGGUUUCCGGCGGUUGGCGGUUUUGGCUGUGGUCCUGAUUUUGGCCAUUUCUCUGCUGCGCGGCAUGGAGCAGUACAUCAGCAAGCUGGUCUACGUGAACUGUCGGCAGGUGAUGACGGAACAUCUUCACCGACUCUACUUCACCAAACACGUCUAUUACACGCUGAGUGCGGAGCGGCCACGUGUGGAUAACCCAGAUCAGAGAAUGACGCAGGACGUGGAGCGCCUGUGCCGGGAACUUGGCUCUGUCGCCAGCAAACUCCUAACCACGCCAUUCACGCUGGUCUACUACUCCUAUCAGUGUGCCAUCAGCACCGGCUGGAUGGGGCCGCUCUCCAUUUUCGGCUACUUUCUUAUUGGAUCGCUCCUGAAUAAACUCCUGAUGGGGCCCGUCAUCCCAAAGCUGGUGCAACAGGAGAAGCUAGAGGGCGACUUCCGUUUCAAGCACGUGGAGAUCCGGGUGAAUGCGGAGGCCGCGGCUUUUACCAGGGCCGGUUCAGUAGAACACGCCAGGACGACGCAGCGCCUGCAGCGCCUCGUUAGUGCCCAGAAGGAGCUGAUGAAGCAGGAGCUGUGGCUGUAUUUUGGAACCAACACGUUUGAUUACCUGGGGGGGAUCCUGAGUUACAUGAUCAUCGCUGUCCCCAUCUUUGCUGAAGUCUACAGAGACCUGAGCGCAGCGGAGCUGAGCGAGCUUAUCAGUAAGAACGCCUUUGUCUCCAUUUACUUGGUGAACUGCUUCAGUCAGAUCAUUGACCUGUCCGGCAGUCUGUGCGAUGUGGCUGGGUACACUCACCGGAUUGCUGAGCUGGACGAGGCCAUGAGGGGCAUCCUGCAGGGGCGGAAGGAUGAAGACCAGGAGGAGUCAGGUGACCCGCAGCCCCGCGACGCCGCCUUUGUGCUGGAAGAUGUGACCAUCGCGGCGCCGGGAUCAGACGCCACACUUGUCCGAAACUUAACCAUUCAUGUGAAAGAAGGAAGCAACCUCCUGAUCACGGGGGAAACUGGCAGCGGUAAAUCCUCCGUUCUCCGUGUGCUGGCGGGACUGUGGGACCCCAAGCGUGGUCGGGCUUGUGCUUGCACCCCGUUUGGGCCCCAUGGUGCGCUGUUCCUUCCCCAGAAGCCGUUCGUCAGUGAUGGAAGUUUGAGGGAGCAGGUCAUUUACCCCUUGAAGGACGUGUACCCAAACUCUGGUCAGGUGGAUGAUGAGCGGAUCCUGCGGUCACUGGACAUGGCAGGACUGAAUGGUUUAUUGAGGAGAACAGGGGGGCUGGACCAUCACGUGGACUGGAAGUGGUCCGACAUUCUGUCACCCGGGGAAAUGCAGCGUUUGGCUUUUUCUCGGCUCUUUUAUCUGCAGCCAAAAUAUGCAGUGCUGGAUGAAGCGAGCAGCGCGCUGAGCGAGGAGGCAGAGGUGGAGUUGUACACACGCUGCAGGCAGCUGGGAAUGACGCUGAUCAGCGUGGGCCACAGGCGCAGCCUCACGCAGUUUCAUGACCUGGAGCUGAAGCUUGGACCCGAUGGACAGUGGGACCUGAAACGUUUCAUUAAAGCGCAGGCUGCGGGCGGUGGUCACUGAAAAGGCGACCCUACUGCACUACAGUACCAGACGCUCGCCCAUCUCUCCUGGGGUGAUUGUACGCAGGCAGGACAUGAGUCUAUACAUACAGCUUUAUUUUACACCAGGUUUCUGUACAGUAUUUACA
This is a messenger RNA of Bufo bufo (common toad), 2072 nucleotides long. RefSeq names its product ATP binding cassette subfamily D member 4 (gene ABCD4). Lineage: Eukaryota; Metazoa; Chordata; Amphibia; Anura; Bufonidae. Gene Ontology annotation, cellular component: peroxisomal membrane. The record is from RefSeq and is a predicted model, not a curated record. The coding region runs from base 137 to 1945 and encodes 602 amino acids. Gene Ontology annotation, biological process: very long-chain fatty acid catabolic process; peroxisome organization; long-chain fatty acid import into peroxisome. Gene Ontology annotation, molecular function: ATP binding; long-chain fatty acid transmembrane transporter activity; ATP hydrolysis activity. The transcript has 19 exons.